Molecule: messenger RNA, 915 nt
Organism: Aspergillus caelatus
Lineage: Eukaryota; Fungi; Ascomycota; Eurotiomycetes; Eurotiales; Aspergillaceae
Product: alpha/beta hydrolase
Exons: 2
Coding region: 1-915 (304 amino acids)
Molecular function (GO): hydrolase activity, acting on ester bonds
Source: RefSeq, a predicted model, not a curated record
AUGUCUGCACAUGCUCCCAAUACACUACAGCUGGAGCUGAAGGAUCCUGGUGGCGAUGCAUACCAGAUUCAGGUGGCGUGGCCUUUAGCCUGGAAUGAUCCUAAGACUCCCGGUCAUAGUGCCUCCAUCAUUUAUGUGCUUGAUGGUAAUGCCCUCUUCUUCACCGCAACUGAAGCUUCCCGCCGCAGUGCAAUGCUUCCAACAAGCGAUAAUGCGGUUGUGGUAGGGAUUGGGUAUCCAAUCGAAGACAGGCCAUACAGUCCGCGAAGGCAAUAUGACUACACCCCGCCAUGUGAUAGCUAUGUAGCACCAUGCGGAAUCGAUGGCGAGCAACAAGCUAUCCCCCACGGUGGUGCAACGCGAUUUCUUGAAUUCCUUGUCGGUGCUGUACGGACCACUUUGCUUGCAGAAGUCUUCUCUAGUCUCUGCGUGAAUAAAGAAAUCCUCAUCGGCCAUUCCUUGGGCGGGCUUUGCACAUUACAUGCGCUUUUUGAGAACAUAACGCCCUUUGAUACCUUCAUUGCCAUUAGCCCUUCAAUAUGGUGGAGCAAUGAGUUUAUUCUGGGAGAAGCAGAGCGUUUCUUGAAGCAACGUAUGGAUGGUGGAGGGCCUGAGUCGUCUACCACUUUGCCUACUCUAAUAAUUAUAUAUGGGAACCUGGAGCAAGACCGACGGUGCCACCCAAGCUGGAGCGAGGAUAAAUACCGGAGAGUGAAAGCUUUGUCGCAGGAAAGAAAAAUGAAAGAUAACGCCGAUGCGCUAGCAAAUUGUCUGCGACAGAGUGGGCGAUUGCAAAAGGUGCGGGUAAAGGAAUAUCGAGAUGAAGAUCAUGGGAGUGUGGUUGGUGCUGGGAUUAGUUGGGCAAUCGGAGCUGUGUUGGACGAUGGGAGAUUCUUCUCCGAUGGGGAUGCCUAG